AUGUCAAUGUCUGAGUCCAGCGCAUCCGGAUAUAUACCCGAGGAGGAUUACUACAAGGGUCUCAACACGCCUCCCAAAAAGAACGAAGUCGUCGUCGAACUAGAUCCAUCGCUCACCACAGAGGAAGAUUAUGAUCCUGAAGCAAAUAUCCGUGAGGAUCUACAGAGAGCUUUGAAACCUCGUCACAUCAAUAUGAUCUCCAUCGCGGGGGUUAUUGGGACUGGUCUUUAUCUGUCCACAGCCAAAUCACUAUAUCAAGGUGGUCCAGCUUCUUUAUUUAUGAAUUAUACCAUCAUGGGUGGUGUAGUAUACCUGACAUUAUUAUGUCUAGGUGAAAUGUCUACUUAUAUGCCAAUUAGUGGGUCAUUUUGUUCGUAUGCUAAAAAAUUCGGUUCCGAAUCAUUUGCAUGUGCUCUAAUGUGGAAUUAUUGGUUUAAUGACGCUGUGUCAGUGGCAAGUGAUAUGACUGCUCUACAAUUAGUCAUGGACUACUGGGACACAGAAGCCUCAGGUUUCCCAUAUUGGGCUGCAUCUUUAUUAUUUUGGUUCCUUGUCGUACUAUUAAAUGUCAUACAUGUUAGAUUUUAUGGGGAGGCAGAAUAUUGGCUAGCCAUGUUAAAAGUCAUCGCUAUUAUCAUCUUCUUUAUCCUUUCCAUCGUCGUAAACGUAGGUCACAAUCCACAACAUGAAUAUAUCGGUUUCAAAAAUUGGAAUCAUGGAGAAGCUCCAUUUGUGGAUGGAUUCAAAGGUUUCGCAUCGUUGUUCGUAAGUGCAAGUUUUGCUUAUGGUGGUACUGAAUCAAUUACUUUAACCAACGGUGAAGCUGCAAACCCAUUAAGAAAUACACCAAAAAUCGUUAAGACCGUGUUUUGGAGAAUCCUUGUGUUUUAUGUCGGUUCCACUUUCUUCAUCGCCAUGAAUAUUCCAUACGAUUAUCCAGGUUUAGAUACUAAAUCUGUGGUGACAUCCCCCUUCACAUUAGUUUUCCAAAUGGCCGGUACUAAAGCUGCUGGUUCAUUUAUGAAUGCUGUCAUCAUGACAAGUGUCAUUAGUGCUUGUAACCAUGCCUUGUUUGCAGGAAGUCGUGUCAUGUACAAUAUGGGUCUAGAAGGUUUCCUACCAAAGAAAAUUGUUUCUAGAACAAAUAGAUAUAAGGUCCCAUACGUUUCAGUAUUAAUAACAUCAUCCAUUGGUCUACUAUGUUUUGGUGCCUCAUUUAUUGGUGCAGGUACCGUCUGGACUUGGUUGCAAAACAUUGUCGGUGUUUCUAAUCAAAUUGCUUGGUUAUGUAUCGGUAUCACUUCAAUUAGAUUCAGAAAGGGAUUAGAAAAACAGGGGAAGACUCAUGAACUAAGGUAUAAGAAUUGGACUUAUCCAUAUGGUCCUUACUUCCUUGUCAUUUUUGUCACCUUCAUCAUUUUAGUGCAAGGUUGGUCUGCGUUUGAUCCAUGGGAUGUUACCAAUUUCUUCUCAUAUUAUUUGGAUCUAUUUGUUUUCCCAUUCUGUUUCAUAAUAUGGUGGCUUUACAAGAGAGAUAGAUUUGUUAAAUUGGAAGACAUGGACUUUGUUACUGAUAGAUACAUUCCAACAAAGGAAAUAAUAGAAUUAAAUGAAAAUUUGGAUCAUUUGAAGGGUUGGAAACGAACAAGACAAUGGCUCAAUGAUUAUUUUGUAUAA
This is a messenger RNA of Naumovozyma castellii, 1677 nucleotides long. RefSeq names its product amino acid permease. Lineage: Eukaryota; Fungi; Ascomycota; Saccharomycetes; Saccharomycetales; Saccharomycetaceae. Bases 1 to 1677 code for a protein of 558 amino acids. The record is from RefSeq and is a predicted model, not a curated record. The transcript has a single exon.